Musa acuminata subsp. malaccensis (wild Malaysian banana) is the source of this 737-nucleotide messenger RNA. RefSeq names its product histone H2A variant 1. Gene Ontology annotation, cellular component: nucleosome; chromatin. Gene Ontology annotation, molecular function: DNA binding; structural constituent of chromatin; protein heterodimerization activity. The record is from RefSeq and is a predicted model, not a curated record. Gene Ontology annotation, biological process: heterochromatin formation. Lineage: Eukaryota; Viridiplantae; Streptophyta; Magnoliopsida; Zingiberales; Musaceae.
CUCUCUCUCUCUCUCUCUCUCGCCGGCCGCUUCCUUCGCUUCGCUUCCACCGUGAUAUACCAUAGACACCCACCCCCACUCCCCUCUAUCUCCUCCAUCCUCCUCCUCGACCUCCCCUUCGAGCGAUUUCUCGCCCGGCAAAAUGUCUGGAAAAGGCGCUAAGGGCCUCAUCACGGCUAGGACUUCGGUCCCCAACUCGAACAAGGACAAGGACAAGAAGAAGGCCAUCUCCCGCUCUCAUCGUGCUGGUCUCCAGUUUCCAGUUGGACGUGUACACCGUUUGCUGAAGUCUCGAGUUGCAGCACACGGAAGAGUGGGGGCGACAGCUGCUGUUUACCUUGCCGCCAUUUUAGAGUAUCUAACUGCAGAGGUGUUAGAACUGGCUGGUAAUGCUAGCAAGGAUCUAAAAGUGAAGCGCAUUACUCCGAGGCAUUUGCAGCUCGCAAUCAGGGGGGAUGAAGAGCUGGAUACCCUCAUCAAGGGAACAAUUGCCGGAGGAGGCGUGAUACCUCACAUCCACAAGUCUCUUAUUAACAAAUCCUCCAAGGAUUAAGCCAAACUGUCAGUUUUUUCCAACUUCUUCAAGCUUCAUUUCAGGUAUAUGCUAUAGAUUGACAAUCAUGGCAUCAUGAUAAAGGUUUUGGCAAGUUCAUUAGUUGUUUUGGUGUAAUUAUGCUGAUGAUUAUGACUAAACCCUUGCUUAUGAUUUAUAGAGAUUUUUCAGUUCUGUUUUUGGA